UCGCUCGGCAUCCUCGGUCCUUCGGGAAACUUCCAGCCAGCCAUGGAAGGGGAAGAGCGGCCACCUCAGGAGGCCAACACAGAAUCCAUCAUGACUUCAGGGACUUCAGAGGCAGAGUCCAGGGUACUUUCUGGAGACCCCCAGAACCUGUCUGAUACAGAUGCCUUCAACCUGCUCUUGGAGAUGAAGCUCAAGCGGCGACGCGAACGGCCCAAUCUGCCACGGACUGUGACCCAGCUUGUGGCUGAGGAUGGGAGCAGGGUGUAUGUGGUGGGCACGGCCCACUUCAGUGAUGACAGCAAGCGGGAUGUUGUGAAGACCAUCCGGGAGGUGCAGCCUGACGUGGUGGUUGUGGAGCUCUGCCAGUACCGGGUGUCCAUGCUGAAGAUGGACGAGAGGACGCUGUUGCGUGAAGCCAAGGAGGUCAGCCUGGAAAAGCUGCAGCAGGCUGUGAGGCAGAACGGGCUCAUGUCAGGGCUCAUGCAGAUGCUGCUGCUAAAGGUGUCCGCCCACAUCACUGAGCAGCUGGGCAUGGCCCCCGGUGGCGAGUUCAGAGAAGCCUUCAAGGAGGCCAGCAAGGUGCCGUUCUGCAAGUUCCACCUGGGCGACCGGCCCAUCCCCGUCACCUUCAAGAGAGCCAUUGCUGCCCUCUCCUUCUGGCAGAAAGUCAAGCUGGCUUGGGGCCUCUGCUUCCUGUCAGACCCAAUCAGCAAGGAUGAUGUGGAACGCUGCAAGCAGAAAGACCUGCUAGAGCAGAUGAUGGCUGAGAUGAUUGGCGAAUUCCCUGACCUGCACCGCACCAUCGUCUCAGAGCGGGACAUCUACCUGACCUACAUGCUUCGGCAGGCUGCCCGGCGCCUCGAGCUGCCCGGCGCCUCUGACGCUGAGCCCAGGAAGUGCGUCCCUUCUGUGGUCGUUGGUGUCGUGGGCAUGGGCCACGUGCCCGGCAUCGAGAAGAACUGGAGUGCUGACCUCAGCAUCCAGGAGAUCAUGACUGUCCCGCCGCCAUCCCUCUCGGGCAGAGUGUCCCGGCUGGCCAUGAAGGCCGCCUUCUUCGGACUGCUGGGCUACGGCCUGUACUGGAUGGGCCGCCGAACCGUGAGUCUGCUCCUGUCACUGCCCGCUGCACAGUUCUGCCUCCAGAGAGCCUCGGGGCCCCGGCCAGGCCAGUAGGAGGGCCGUGCACGAGUGACACACCGAGGGACCUGUGGCUGCUCCCUCACCUCAGCCGCGGCUCCUGCGGAGCCAGCGCCCCCGCCCGGGGACUCCCGGGCAGACAUAGCCAAGCCACCCCCCAUGGGGGUCCAGGCCAGGCCUUGCCUGUCCUCUUCAUCCCCAGCCUGAAUAAAGGAUUAUUUAAC
Messenger RNA from Dipodomys ordii (Ord's kangaroo rat), 1361 nucleotides. It is a transcript of the gene Trabd, whose product is annotated as TraB domain containing. Bases 43 to 1173 code for a protein of 376 amino acids. The record is from RefSeq and is a predicted model, not a curated record. The transcript is spliced from 11 exons. Lineage: Eukaryota; Metazoa; Chordata; Mammalia; Rodentia; Heteromyidae.